This is a messenger RNA of Perognathus longimembris pacificus (Pacific pocket mouse), 6050 nucleotides long. RefSeq names its product prostaglandin F2 receptor inhibitor (gene Ptgfrn). The transcript has 9 exons. NCBI's taxonomy places the organism in Eukaryota, Metazoa, Chordata, Mammalia, Rodentia, Heteromyidae. Bases 77 to 2761 code for a protein of 894 amino acids. The record is from RefSeq and is a predicted model, not a curated record.
CGAGGAGGCGGAGGCCGGCCCGGAGGACGGCGGGGAGGAGGCGGAGGCCGGGCGGCGGCGCUCCAGCCCCGCGAGCAUGGGGCACCCGGCGCCGAGGCCGCUGCUGCUGGCGCUCCUGUGGCUGGCUGUGUGUCGAGGCCGCGUGGUGAAAGUCCCCGCGGGAGCCCUGGUCCGAGUGGUGGGCACGGAGCUGGUGAUCCCCUGCAAUGUCAGCGACUACGAUGGCCCCAGCGAGCAGAACUUUGACUGGAGCUUCUCACCCCCGGGGGGUGGCUUCGUGGAGCUGGCCAGCACGUGGGAGGUGGGCUUCCCGGCACAGCCCUACCGGGAGCGGCUACAAACUGGCCAGGUCGUGCUGAGGAGGACGGCCAACGACGCCGUGGAGCUGCACAUCAACAAUGUGCAGCCGGCAGACCAAGGCCUCUACAAGUGCUCCACGCCCAGCACGGAUGCCACCGUCCAGGGCAACUAUGAAGACACCGUGCAGGUCAAAGUGCUGGCUGACGCCCUGCGAGUGGGCCCCACCGAGCGGCCCGCGCCCAGCCUGGGCCUGCGGGAGGGGGAGCCCUUGGAGCUGCGGUGCUGGGCCUCGUCGUCCCCGGCCUCGCCGCCCGCAGCCUCCCCGUCCCCCGAGCCCGCCCCGCCGGCACCGCACACGCACCUGGCGCUGCGCUGGGAGCUGCGACGCGGGCCGGAGCGCCGCCCGGUGCUGGCGCUCACGCACCUGGGCCGGCUGCGCGCGGGCCCGGGCUACGAGCAGCGCUACCGCGCAGGCGCCGUGCGCCUGGGCACCGAGGGCACCGACGGCUUCCGCCUGGUGCUCGACCCCGCGCUGGCCGCCGACCAGGGCGCCUACUGGUGCGUGGUGGGCGAGUGGAUCGCCGAGCGCGGCGCCUGGCAGGAGAUCCAGGAGAAGGCAGUGGAGGUGGCAACGGUGGUGAUCCGGCCCACAGUUCUGCGAGCCACUGUGGCUCGGAAUGUGUCGGUGGCUGAAGGGAGGAACCUGGACCUGGCCUGCAACAUCAGCACCGACCGCACGGACGAUGUGCGCCCCGAGGUGGCCUGGUACUUCAGCCGCUUGCCUGACGGCACCCUGCUUGCCUCCCAGCUGUUAGCCCGGCUGGACCGCACCUCCCUGGUGCAUAGCGCCCCCCGCGUAGCCCUGAGUCACACAGACACACGGUCCUACCAUUUACUCGUGCGAGAUGUGAGCAGAGACAGCACCGGCUACUACUUCUGCCAAGUGGCACUCUGGACUCUGGGGCACAACAGGAGCUGGCACAAGGUGGCUGAGGCCAGGUCUGCCCCUGCCAGCGUGGACGUGACCUGGCUAGAGCCAGACUACCAGGUGUUCCUGAAUGCGUCCCGAAUGCCUGGGUUUGCAGACGAGCCCACAGAAAUGGAGUGCCGGGUGGUGGAGGUGAGGAACACGGAGGCCCGAGUCCGCCUGGCAGUGUCCUGGUACUACCGGCUGAGCCGGCGCAGUGACGACAUGGCGGCCAAUGAGCUUCUUGCCGUCAUGGACGGGGACUGGACGCUGCGGUACGGAGAGAGAAGCAGGCGGCGGGCCCAGGACGGAGAGUUCAUUUUCUCUAAGGAGCACAUGGACACGUUUAGUUUCCGGAUCCAAAGGACUACGGAGGGAGACAGGGGCAAUUAUUUCUGCGUUGUGUCUGCCUGGACCCAGCAUCAGAACAAGAGCUGGGUGAAGAGCAAAGAUGUCUUCUCCAAGCCCAUCAGCAUAUUCUGGGCAGCAGAAGAUUCUGUGCUUGUGGUGAAGGCCCGGCAGCCCAAGCCCCUGCUAGCGGCGGGGAGCACGUUUGAGAUGACCUGCAAGGUGUCCUCCCAGAACGUGAGGUCCCCCCGCUACUCCGUGGCCAUCACGGCCGAGAAGGCCAUCGCGGCCGGCCCAGGGCCCAACGACACCAGGUGCAUUGUCUCCCUGGACCAGGACGCCGUGGUGAGGCCGGGCAACUGGACAGACGCCGCGCGGGCACAGGGCGUGGUGCUGGAGAAGGUGCAGGAGGAUGAGUUUCGCUACCGAAUGUACCAAACGCAGGUGUCGGAUGCUGGGCUGUACCGCUGCGUGGUGACCGCCUGGGCGCCGGCCGGGGGCAGCCUGUGGAGGGAGGCGGCCACCGGCCUCUCCAACCCCAUCGAGAUCGACUUCCAGACCUCAGGUCCGGUCUUCAAUGCCUCCGUGCACUCAGACACACCUUCUGUCACCCGGGGCGAGCCCAUCAAGGUCUUCUGCAUCCUGACGGUGGAGGGCACCAUGCUUGAGCCAGAUGACAUGGCCUUCGAUGUGUCCUGGUUUGCUGUGCACUCCUUUGGUCUGGACAAGGAUCCGGUGCUGCUGUCCACUCUGGACCGGAAGGGGAUCGUCACCACUGCCCCGCGCCCUGGGAAGAGCAGCCUGAGCCUGGAGCGCGUGGGCACGCUCGAGUUCCUGUUACAGGUGCAUGGCUCUGAGGACCAGGACUUUGGCAACUACUUUUGUUCCGUGACACCAUGGGUGAAGUCACCAACAGGCUCCUGGCAGAAGGAGACAGAGACUCACUCCAAGCCUGUCUUUAUAACCGUGAAGAUGGAUGUGCUGACCGCCUUCAAGUACCCCCUCCUCAUCGGCGUGGGGCUGUCCACCGUGGUGGGCCUCCUGUCCUGCCUCAUCGGCUACUGCAGCGCCCACUGGUGUUGCAGGAAGGAAGUGCAGGAGACACGGCGGGAGCGUCGCCGACUUAUGUCCAUGGAGAUGGAUUAGAUGCCCAGCUGGAGCCUUCCAGAAUGUUCCAGGGACAGUGGGGUGAGGUGAUGGAGUGAACACCCAGCUCAGCCAUCCAGAAGGUUCCAGGGACAGUGGGGUGAGGACAGAGAUGUUUGGAAACAAAGUGUCACACUAAAGACCAGUCCUCUCUAUCUCAGGUGGGAGCUUGCGCUCUCCUUUCUUCACGUCAAGCUCUGAGCGCGGACAUGUUUACCUUGACACAGCUCUUCCUCCCACGGCACUUUCUGCUCUAGAACAAUCUCAAGUGUGUGCUCUUUCCUGACUGCAGCUUUUUAACAGUUAAACCUUUGUCUAAGUUUUGUUCUCCUCUGACAGAUCUCUGAUGUGUGUGUGUGUGUGUGAGUGUGUGUGUGUGUUGGUGACUUUGGUUGGCAGGGUGGCAGGGAGGAUGUGCACAGUGGCAUGGAGUUCCUCCUGGCCUGCCUGCCAGGGGGCCUGCGUCCACGCUGGGCCUCAGGCAAGGGACUCUGCACUACCACCCUCCACUCUGGCCUUGGGGUGACAUAGGCCCAGGCCCAAGGCUCUUGUGGCUCUCACGACCCUGCCCCAUGCCUUUGUUAUUUUUGGGGGGGUGGGGCGUUGUCUACAUUUGAAAUCUAAAUUUGGAGCAUGCAACUCUCCUGGAGCCCAAAUGCAUUUAUCUUUCUUUUUUCUUUUGGGCCCUUUCCCAACUCUUGUAUCCAUUUCUGUGAGAGUGAGGAGAUGGUAGCCUUGGGGUCUGGAAUUCAGACUCCGCCGAGCACCUUAGCUCACCACCUUAGCCUUAAGAAUGAGUAGGAACCGUGACACAGCCCGACCUCUGCCCAGGCCAGCCAGGAGGAGGGCAGGGGCAAGGAAAGCAGGAAGCAUGCUCUGGCAGAGCCGAGGCCACUGGGCCCUGCAGGACCCCCGGGAUCAGGGAGCAGGCUCCUGGGGCACCCACUUCCUGCAGCCCAGGCUGUGUUAGGCUCACUCCCUCCUGCCUGGUGUGCGACAUUGGAGGCCAGGAGACUUGCAGGGGCCCCACAGAGAAGGCCCAGCUCCACCUGCCCCAGGAUCCCUCCUGUGAGAACAGAUUGCCGCUCGCAAGGCUCCACGGACUUGCAAGAUUCAGAAUCUGCUCACAGGAGUCCAAAGCCAGUGGCUCAUGCCUGGAAUUCUAGCUACUCAGGAGAUGGAGGUUUGAAGCCAGCCUAGGCAGGAAAGUCCAUGAGACUCUUAUCUCCAAUUAGCAGCAAAAAGCCAGAAGUGGAGGUGUGGCUCAAGUGGUAGAGCACUAGUCUUGAGUGAAAAGGCUGAGUGUGUCCAGGCCCUAAGUUCGAGACCCAGGACUGGCACACACAAAACCUGCCUAGAGGAACAUGCGUUCUCCGCGACCUUCUAGGUACUUGUGGGCACAAAGGAAUGCCAGAGACUUGCUGCCCUGGGACGGAGGAGGGCGGGACGGCUCUGACUGCCUGCUCCCCUCAGGAAGAAAAGGGUGGGCAGGAAGAUCCUCCAGGUUCUCUCACCUGCUGACAGUGCCCCUCUGAGCCUAGAGCCCCCAGGUCCCUCCUGUAACACCCCCUCCCUGCCCUAUGCACCCAGCACUGGCCUUCCAGAAGCUUUCCAGUGUUGGGGCUCACUGGUGGCUCAGCUCGGUGGACAUGCGCUGUGCGUGAAUUCUGGCUCUGAAGGGUCUCACCCGGCCCUGUCUUCCAAAAGGAAAAAAAAAAAAAGAUUCACUUGUUUUGAGCAAUAAAGAAAUACAAAAGGAAAAGGAUGGCCAUUCCCGUGCAGCUUUGUCCUGUGGGCUGAUGAGCCCUGCUACUCUGGGCUCACAGUCUCCUCUCCUUCCUGCUCUCGUUGCCAUGACUGGCUCUGCUCAUCUCUGAGCUGCCCUGCAAGGGGGGGGGGGCAUAUACCCACGAAGUUCCCCCUGUGGGUAAGCUUGCCCAGUGUGGGCACUGCUCCUGUGGCACAAACUCCAGAUUGUGUGCUAAAGCCUCUGGUGGCAGGUAGGCUCCAGGCCUGGCAUCUGGUGAGAAGAUGGGAGGGGGAGGGGACAGAGGAGAGAGCGUGGCACUAUUGGGGUGUCAUCUGCAUGUCAUCUCCUCACUGCACAGUGUGCACUUUGAAACCUUGCAUCUACUCCUGGCAGAUUCAGGAUCCUUGUAGCAAGGCCUUCGGAGUAGACAUUAAGAACCCCUGACUCUGGAAGGGGCCCCACCCCCAGAGGCUUAGGUUGCUGGGCCUGGGUGGUGAAAGGAGUGUGUGCUCACGCACUAUACCUCACCUCUCACACUGACGUAGUCAAGGGUGAGUCGUCUUGGGCUCCAACCUUUGCCCUUCUGGCAUCCCUUGGACUGACCGAUCCCAGGUCCCCUGGGAACUGUGGGAGGGGUCAGACAGCCAGAGUAUUGUGCCAAGGUCCUUCCACGGAGAAGCUGUGCAGGAUGUGUCUUGUGAAGGUGUGAGAUGCCCCCAUCUGACAUACCAAAUAGGGCUCCCACAAAGUGCUCUUUGGGAGAGGCUGGAGGAAGGCCUCACAUGCAGGAAGAUUGCACAGGAACUUUCUAGAAGGCUGAUCUUUUCUCAAAUCACAAACACAUCCCCCAGAAAGAGCCCAAGCUGUUCCAUGAAGCCCAGGAAAUUCUUCCAAUCGUUUACUUUAUGAUGUUUACAUCCGUGUUCACUUUGUAAAAAAGAGAAAACAAGAAAAAUGCAAACUUUGGCUUUUAACAACCUUUUGGAUUUUCCAUGGGACAGUAGAGCUCUCAACUCACCAGCUGGAUUAAAUCCCAAUUUAGCAAUGUAUUUAUGUGUGUUUCCCCUAGCCCCUGCCCUGCCCAGCCCUCUGUCUCUUUCCCUGAUGGCUCUGGCCAUGAUUUUGAUAUUGACAUCUGUUAGCCAAAGACUGAGCCUCUUUUUGGCAGGAACAAUAAGCAAUACUACACAACUUGCUACUUUUAGAAAAGCUGUUUGUUGUUGGUUUUUUCCUUUUCCUUUAGCCUCGGUGAUGACAACAGAGGAAGAAGUGAGCUGCGGUUGGGAAAGCCCUCUGCUGUUAGAGCACACGCUCCCCUGUGCACAUGGUGGGGGGCAAGGUGGACUUGCUUCCUUUAGCUGGCCCAUCUGAGUCUGUGGAGUUCUCCAUAGACAAAGCAAGGGGUCUGUGUGAUUUUCUUCUCUAUAUCCAAUGUUAUAUGAACCAAUUGUAAUUGUUUUAUACUGUGACCAUACACAUUAUGCAAUGCACCAUUGGUUAUUUUGUUUGUUUUUUAUUUCAUUAAAGGCAGUUUAAACU